Molecule: messenger RNA, 429 nt
Organism: Rangifer tarandus platyrhynchus (Svalbard reindeer)
Lineage: Eukaryota; Metazoa; Chordata; Mammalia; Artiodactyla; Cervidae
Source: the annotation of a GenBank genome assembly
AUGGGCAGGCAUGAUGCCACAGGCAGGCAGGCAGUCUCCAGGCCUGGCCCUGUGUUCACUGAGCCAAGCCAGGCCACAUCCCACAUCCAUCUGUCAGCCAUCUGGUCUCUGGACCCGGAAGGGCUCUUUGCCCAUCAGACCAGACCAGAUGGACUAAAGAUCCCUCGUGGGUGGAACAGGCUGCCUUUGCUCAGCAAGGGCACCUCUCCCCAAAUGGUCCCACUCCAUUACAUUGUCCAGCAGCCUGUCAGGGGAGCCAGUCCUCGGCCAUUGUGCAGUUGGGGAAACGGCCCAAAUAGGGUCCCCAUGUCCCCUGGGCACACAGUCCAUGGGUCAGAGCCAGCUGUGGGCCAGGUCUGCAAGAAACCAGAUUCUUUCUUGGUGGGUGAUGGUUUUACUCUCGUGUUAAAGCCAAAGAUCAUUUUAUAA